Messenger RNA from Monomorium pharaonis (pharaoh ant), 2098 nucleotides. RefSeq names its product ras-related and estrogen-regulated growth inhibitor. Gene Ontology annotation, molecular function: GTPase activity; GTP binding. The record is from RefSeq and is a predicted model, not a curated record. The coding region runs from base 785 to 1435 and encodes 216 amino acids. Lineage: Eukaryota; Metazoa; Arthropoda; Insecta; Hymenoptera; Formicidae. The transcript has 6 exons.
GAAAAUAGAUAAAUAUCCUUAACGCAUUCUUAAAAAUAUUGUAUAUAGCUAAAAUACUUCAUCCAAUUAAAUAGCUUAUUAAGAAUAAUUUAAUACAAUGACUUUUAUAAUUGUCUAAUCACUAAUCACGAUUCAAUUAGCAUUUGGCAAAGUUCCGGAUUUCUAAGAAACAUUGAUUACAUCUCGAUUUUCCGCGAUGCGUAUGUCCGCUCCAAUUUUAUCCUGUCAGAAGAUGGCACGUUUGCAAGGCUCGGAGGGACAUCGGCCGUUUCGAAUCUCGACCUUCGUCUGUGCGCAUCUGUACCGGAAGCGGGUACCGCAUGUACAUGGCUUAAGAGCAAUAAAGGAACCGGCGAGCCUCGCGAGCCAGUCAGAAGAGAAUGGGGCGAGACAGUUGCGCUGAGACCAAGAGCCGUGGCGGUACACGAAGCCGCGAAUUCGAACGAAACUUCACGUAGACAGACGCGCGAUCAUCAGCAGAUCUAUUUUCUUUCGUCUCCGUAUGAUCCAGUUAUCGCGAUCCGAUAAACAGAUCUGCUAUGCUCUAUCUGCCUGCAUCUUGCGCGUACGAUUUUUUAUCUUCAGCCGCAACAUUAAUUGUCAAUAAAUUAUUCCGUGAAACGUUUUGUAUUUUUUAUAACUCAAGCUAGAGCUAUGCAUCCUGUUAUUCGAUUAACAGUUUGAUCACGAUAUGAAUCAGUAGAGUGUGUAAAACAGAACAAUAAAAUAAUAGCGGUGUUAACAGUGAAGUGUAUUUAGCUGACCCGUGACAAAUGCUUGUAGUAUGACGUCAAAUGCGAUUAGAGGUAUCAGAAGAAAGAAGAGUUCGCUGUGCGAAAUUAAGGUAGCCGUGAUAGGAGCUCCAGGAGUCGGCAAAAGUGCAUUGACAGUGAGAUUCCUGACGAGGAGAUACAUCGGGGAAUACGAUCAUCAAUCAGAAACCAGAUAUAAACAUGAGGUACUAGUCGAUGGUGAACCAAUUCUCUUCGAGAUUUUAGAUACCUGUCCAAAGAGUGAGGAUGAGCUGCCAUCAAUGGAAACUAUACAAUGGGCCGACGGCUUGCUGUUAGUCUAUUCAAUAACAGACAGAAACUCUUUUACUUUUGUUAGAAAGGCCAAAGAAGCUCUCGCGGUAGCCGAUCCCGAAGCUGCGAUGCCUCUUGCCCUUGUUGGAAAUAAAGCUGAUAUGGUCCAUUUACGACAAGUUAGUGCUGAGGAGGGAGAAAUAUUAGCAAAAGAUUUCGAAUGCUGGUUUAGUGAAAUAACUGCAGCUGAGCAGGUUGCUCAGGUUGCGGAAUCUUUCCAUGAAUUAUGCAGAGAAGUUCUUGCAGCUAGAAGAAGAAACAAACAAUCUUUAUUGGACAGAAUGCUCGGUGGUAAAGCAACACGUGCUUAUUCGCGAGGAAAAAGCGACUCUGCUUUACCGAAGGAUUAAUAUUACUCUAAAUAUACAUAUACAUGUUACAAAUAUAAAAAGAAAUCGUUAGAAUAAAAAAUUGAUACAAUCUCUGGAGAUGUAUAAGAAAAUGAAAUAGGACAUUCAGGAAUAUAAUUGUUUACAUAAAUGAAUACAAUUACAUGAAUGAUAUACAAUGAAUGAAAGAAAAGCAAAGUAACGUGAAUGCCAAAGAAACGAUCAGUUUUUAAUUUAUAGAAGAUAAUAAGAAUCACAUAUUAAGUAAUAUAAAAAAAUAUACAGAUUUUUAUAUAUAAGUUACAAAAACUUAAAUCAUAACUUAUGGUUUUAAAAUAUAUUAGGAAGUUUAGUUCAGGGAAAAUAAAACAUAGAAAGAUAAAACGUUUUCUAAUAGUUUUGUAAUAUCCUUCUAUCAAAAUAGUAAUAUAUAUUUUAUAAUUUUUUAAUUGUUCCACCAAAUUAAACAUUCUUUCAAAUCUGAAAGGCUGAUUGCGAGUGUGUAAACAAAAUACAUAUAAACUGCGUUCCAAAAUUCACUACUGAAAAUCUAUAAGUAUAUGUAACAGAUUUUUAGUACUGACAGUGUAUAUCGGAGCACAGCCACAAUAUAAGUGUUACGACUUACACAAUUCUAUUUACUUUGUACUUACAAAAUGACAAUAAAUUUUCAUGUAUUUAUUA